Molecule: messenger RNA, 2019 nt
Organism: Ooceraea biroi (clonal raider ant)
Lineage: Eukaryota; Metazoa; Arthropoda; Insecta; Hymenoptera; Formicidae
Product: ess-2 splicing factor homolog
Cellular component (GO): catalytic step 2 spliceosome
Source: RefSeq, a predicted model, not a curated record
CGCUCAUCGCUUGUCGCGUCCAAUGUGCAGUGGCCAUAAGAUGUAUAAGUCCGUUCUCUUGUUGAUCUUUUUAAUUAUAUUUUCUGUAAAAUUCAAGUGAGACAGCAGAUAUUAAGCAUACAUUAUUGUGAGGAAAAAUAAAAAUUGAGCAAAGUGCAGCCUUGACAGCACAAAGUGUAGCUAAAAAGGGACAAUUCCAUCAAGUGCACAUGAUAAACUAACCAAGAAUUUCGGAGUGAAAUGAAACAUGGAAAUCCUUUAAUAAGUUACAUGACAUGGUGUAACACGCACGGAUUUGCUUCGUAAAUAUUUGUGAUACACUAAAAUAUUUAUAUUUGUUUAUGCCAAAGAAAAGGAUACUGCUUAGCGUUAUAAUUUCGUUACGUAACCUAAAUUGUGAAUACACGCAGUGAAUACACUCAUUAUACACAAAAUGAAUAGUUCCGUUGUAGAUAGUCCAGGCUCCCAGGCUCUGGAGACUGCCAAGAAUAUAAAGGACCUGGCUGUCUUUAAGAAACCCAUCGGGUCUGCAAAGAGGAGCAAGAAUGCUCAGCCGAAGGUCUUGGAUGAGGAUACGUACAUCGAGAGGAUGGGUGAAAUCAUACAGAGGGAUUUUUUCCCAUAUUUGGAAAAGCUACAGGCACAGAACCAGUAUCUGGACGCGAUGGAGCAAAAUGAUGCGAACAGGAUGCGAGAACUCUACACCAAGUACAGUUCUGACCGACCCGUCACAGAGAGACCGAUCAGUCCAGCGACUUUUGAGACCCCGCUGUGCAGAUCCGAGUUGGACGACUUGCCAGGCGUCUCCGAAGCGUCGUCCCAGGAAGUACCUGCCAAACCUACGAAAAAUAAUAGCAAUGCGGAAAAUAAAAUUAACCUGGAUAGUUAUUUGAGCAGCCACACGAGUGAGGACAAUGCGAGCUUCGAGGAGAUGAUGGUCGAGGCGGAGAAAAAGCGUAAAUUAAAAUGCGCUUGGCUCUACGAGACGGAGGAGAAUUCGAGAGCGUGGCUUCCCAUCGACAAGUCGACAACUGGCGUCUUGGCGAUCGAGGACUCGGAGGACUCCAGGCCCACGCAAGUAGACAGUUGGGCGUACAAAAAUAAAAAUUAUAUCAUGUACAUUCCUGACGGGGUGGACCUCACGACUGAGGAAAAGAUAGAGCUGGCCAAGAAGAAGCAGAUCGUGAUGCAUGAGAAUACCAGGCUGAAUGCAAAUCCAUUUAACGAGCAGCAGAAUAAAGAAACCAUCAGCGAACUGGCCAAGUCCCAGUCCAAGGCUAACGAUGGCAAGAUUGGGGUGGAUGGCAAGGAGAUCGUGAGGAACGCAACUCCACGAGUGAACGGUUUCAGCUUCGUUGCGACACCGAGUCCAAGACCGGGAGAGUGCGAGAGUCCACUGAUGACGUGGGGUCAAAUUGAAGGAACGCCCUUCCGAUUGGACGGUGGUGACACUCCGUUAUUGAGAACGAGUCAAGGCCCUUCUUUUAGAAUAGCGGAACCACCAAAACGGGAACAAUUGGCGUUACAGUUGGCUGAAAAAGUUGGCGAAAAGCACAGGAAACAGAAAAACAAGGCGUUGGAAGCAGCUAGGAAGUCAUUAACAACUCCGUCGCCAAGAUCAACUAUAGACCGCUUGAGCACGAUGUCUCCUGCAGCGAGAAGAUUAGCGACUCAGAAGCUUCGACUAUCAAACACGCCGUCCCCGAGGCGAAGUUCACUGUUCAUGGGAAUAAGGACACCUGGUACACCACGUACGACGAUACCGGCUAAACACGUCACCUUGCAGAAAUCAGAAACAAACGUCAUGCGGACGCAAGGACCCGUUCUCACCGAUAAUUUACUCAAUUUACCGCAGCGGCAACGAACAUCGAGCUGCCUGAACACAUAAAAACUUGUUUGUCUGACAAUUAUCCAAAAGAUUUAAAAUACCUAUAUGAGAGAGUUGAAACGCAUUGUAUAUAUGUUGUAUAAAUAAGCUUAUGCCUGUAUAUUUUAUUAAUAUUAAAAUAUUUGUGCUAA